Molecule: messenger RNA, 8132 nt
Organism: Ochlerotatus camptorhynchus
Lineage: Eukaryota; Metazoa; Arthropoda; Insecta; Diptera; Culicidae
Gene: RhoGEF2
Product: Rho guanine nucleotide exchange factor 2
Exons: 26
Coding region: 98-6583 (2161 amino acids)
Biological process (GO): G protein-coupled receptor signaling pathway
Cellular component (GO): cytoplasm
Molecular function (GO): G protein-coupled receptor binding; guanyl-nucleotide exchange factor activity
Source: RefSeq, a predicted model, not a curated record
CGUGCAGAAACACGGGCACGGGCAAUCGCAGAAUUCUACCUUAUUCGGAAACCGGAUUUAGAGCUCCUGCCCCCUGUUUAGCCUGCUGCCUUUUUAAAUGGAUAACAACAUACCAUCGUCUGGACCGACUGAAAGGUCACCGUUGCAUCAUCACCACAGCCGUACCUCGUCCAGCAACAACCUGAACGGCAACGCGGCCGCCCAUCGGCAACAACGACCCCAGACGCUGACCUCGACCCGGGAUUCACCGAAGAGCGCACCGGUGCCAAUGCUGACACUAGUUCUCACCGUCAACAAGGAUGCCAACGGGUACGGGAUGAAGGUUUCCGGUGAUAAACCGGUGUUUGUGGAAAGUGUCAAACCGGGUGGCGCUGCGCAGAAGGCCGGUCUGAUGGCCGAGGAUAUGAUACUGAAGGUUAAUGGAACAUCUGUACGAUCCUCGACGCAUACCAACGUGGUGGAGUUGAUCAAAGCUUCCGACAUUGUUGAACUGACGGUGCAACGAAGCAACAACAGAAUGCAGCGGCCAUCGCCUUCGACCACAUCCAUCACGCCGACGACGCCAGUUGCGCAGCGGAACUCCAUCACCGCCCCGGUGCCCGUUAAUUUCGCCAAGCAGCGGGAGAUGGAAGUUCAGAAGAUGCGGACCCUCCGACUGAUGCUGGAGCAGGAGAAGAAGAAUCUGGAAAAUCUGUACGCCAGCAAUAAGCAGCGUACGCCGGAGAUUAUCCGGACGGAAGCCACCAUCAAGAAGCUCCAGGAUGAACUGACCCAGGUGGGCGGAGAGGAUACCUCAUUUCCGCCAUUUUCAUCCGCCACUUCACCACUCUUUCCGCAGCCCCAGCCACAGAACACUUCCACCCCGGCAUUCCUAUCCCGCUUCCCUCGAUCACUGUCUUCUCUGAGUCUUGGAACGAAAAAGAAAUCCAUUGAUAAAGACACCGGCCACAUCCACAUUGGCUCGCCAACCUUGUCCGGAGGUGGUCAUCACCCCUUCGCGGGAACUCCGGAAUGCAUGAGUCCUACCAGUCCUGGGUCUCACGCAAACCAUGGCCUUUUUGGGCAUGGGUUGACCUCCGGAGCAAGCGCCGGAACUCCCACCAAGAAAAAGUACAGCAGCAGUAGUGUGUCGGAUCGUAGCCACAAAGGCCAACCGGACACUCCACCUCCGCUGCCGCAGAGAAACAUUCCAAAACGGUCGGAUUCGUCGAUGGAUUCGGUCGACACCGUUGGAUCCCGAAGGAACAUCGUGGUAUCUGAUUUGGACCAUUCCGUGCUAGGCGCCCCCGGCAGUGGGACUGGGAAAAGUGUCAACAAUAAUAACAAUGUCACUUCCAGCGGGAAAAGUGGCAAAUCCAAGCGAAAGAAGAACGGAAACUUGGCGGAGACGAAGGCUGAACAGACCUCGGCAAUGUACCAUCAUGGUACCGAACGCGGUGGAGGUGGAGAGCUGCAAGCGGAACCUCCACCGUUACCACCCCGGCAGCCUGGCAUGAUGGAAGUCAACCAGAACCUGAUCCUAAACAAUGACAACAUUGCAGCAUCGUUCGGCAAUAACUGCAAUAACAACAACAACAGUCGGGUCAACAGCCCAGAUAAUCGACCGCCACCGAACAGUAUUAACACACUGAUGAGCUAUCCCUUGAUCACGACCUGUACCCCCGUGCGGGACAGUAUGGCCGCAGCAUUCCCCCUGUCGCAAAGACCCAACAUUGUCCAUCAGAUGCAGCAGCAUCAACAGCAAGCCGCUCUCAAUGCGACUUCACCGUCCAGCCACAUCAACCAGUCCAUCAACAAGAAGCACCGCCGGAUAGUGUCCUCUCCGGAGAAUAUCAGCUCCAAAGAGUUUGGUGACCAUUCGACGGGGGCUGCGCUUGUGCCUCGUCACCAAAAGACCUCGUCCGAUUCGUGGGACAAACGAUCCCAGGAAAUAACGCCCCCUGGGACACCGCCCCCGCCGUAUCUGAGCUCGUCGAUGAUCGGCAGUGGUGGUGGUAGUGGACAUUUGCACCACGAUCACACCACUGCCGGUGAUUUGGCCAUAUCGAGCGGAAACCUCCUGCAUCAUCAACAUCAGCAUCAUCAAGCGAUGCCGCCUCCGAAUGCGGCGGUGGCACCUUUGGUUGCCGGUGCAGCCACGACGAUAGUGGCCGCCCAAGCCAACGUUGCCCAGAAACCGAUCAUCUCGAUGGAGGACGACGAAAUCUCCGACCAAGAGAGCUUCAUCGAGGAACACGGACCGUUCCGGUCGCUAACACAACUACUGGAAACGGCCCAUUCGGCACACCUAGCAGUAUUUUUAAAUUUCGUACUUUCCAAUUCGGAUCCGUCGCCUCUGCUGUUCUACUUGAUAACGGCCCUGUACAAGGAAGGCAGUAUCAAAGACAUGCGCAAGUGGGCGUACGAGAUCCAUUCGACGUUCCUGGUGCCUGGAGCGCCGCUUCUGUGGCCGAACGUGGACGAAUCGCUCGCCCGUGAGAUUGACGACAUUCUACAGAAGGAGAAUGACAAGGUGGAAAUCUUGCGGCGAGUUUUCUACAAAAGCCGCAACAAGGCACGAGACUACAUCAACAUCCAGCUGCAGGAGUUUCAGGUGAAACGAACCGCUGGCUUGGGGACGAUGUAUGGACCCACGGAUCAGCAGCUACAGAACGCCAAAGGUGAUAAAGUCAAAGAGCAACGGAUAGUGGAGGAAACGCUGUUACCCAAACUGCAGCAGUAUUUGGAGGAAAUCGAAAAAGAAUCUCCUAAGGAAUGCCCAAAGAAGCUGGCUCUGUGUGCGGCACUGUCAACGGUGUUGCAGAGGUUUUUCGUUAUGCGAUCGAAUCCGGGUAGCCCCAUCGAUAAGGUGCACCACUUUGUCAGUCGGGAAAAGAGCUUCAAGAGUCGGCUGAUGGCAAAGAAUCGCAAGCAGGACAUCCUCGGCCAUAACCUUCGGCUGCAACCGUACUACGAGGUGACACGGUGUAAUCACUGCCAGAACAUACUCUGGGGUGUCAGUCCGCAGGGCUACCACUGUUCGAAUUGUGAGCUAAAUAUUCACCGAGCAUGUGCAAAGGAUCUGAACGAGUACUGUCCGGGACCGACGCCGCUGAAGAACGAUAGUAGCAAAAUUACGAAGCUGAUGGAGAAGAUAUCCAGCCGGAACCAUCAUCAAGCUGACCGUUUGAGAAGGCAUGAUGAUGAUGGUGCCGGCGAAGACGGUUUGGGAGCCGAUCGUCCCACCAGUAUAUCGCUGGCCCGGCAACCGUCCGACCGAAGGCAAGACUUCAACAAUAGUUAUCUGGGUAAUGUUAGUUCCUACACCGACUACCUGAGCAAUUCCACCGGCGACCCGGACACAUUCGCGCCCGGCGUCGACAAUGAUCAAUUUAGAGAAAGUGUUAAAUCGAAAUCGGCACCGGUAUCGGUCAAUCGAUCCGAAUCGUACAAGGAACGAUCGCAGAAGAAGACCCGAAAUACCCGCCGGAAAACGUCCGACCCCAGUCUGACGAAAACGACUGACGAACAGAACGAGGCCUCAUCGCUGAUCAACAACUAUUCCAGCAGUUCCACAUCUAGUCUUCCACUUGCGCUGGACAGCAGAUCAACCUCGCUCGAAGCGGUUGGCCCGGCGGGAACGGGAGCCUCGGCUGGUCCAGGAGCUCCCGGUUCAGCGGUUCCGUGUGCCAAUACAUCGGCCAGCGCCACCGGCAACUCUUCCGGUCUGUUCAGUUCGCCGGGCGGUGGUAAUGCGGCCAAUCUCAGCGCGACCGGUACGGCAUUGCUGCCGACGGCUCGCGAAUGGGUCGACAGCGACGACGAAGGCAACGUCGAACAGGAAGUGGACUGGAGUUCCAACAUACCGGCGGACAUACUCGCCACCCUCUGUGAUGCCGAAAAGAAACGACAGGAAGUGAUAAAUGAAAUCUACCAAACCGAACGUAACCAUGUGCGAACGCUUCGGUUAUUGGAGGGUAUAUUCAUGCGACCUCUCCAGGAGUCGGGUGUACUGUCGAACGACCUGCUGCAGCUGUUGUUUCCCCCGUCACUGCGAAAACUUCAGGAGCUGCACACUACCUUCGAGGGAUAUCUGAAGCAACGAAGGAUAGAACACAACAAUAUCGUGCAGGAAACCGGCGAUUUGCUUCUGUUGAUGUUCGAAGGUCAAUCAGGUGAAGACCUGAAGGAGCAUGCAGCUUACUUUUGCGCCCGGCAGCAGAUCGCCCUGGAAGCGCUGAAGGAACGCCGGAAAAAGGACGAAAACCUGCAGCGGUUGUUGAUCAAGGCUGAAUCGCACAAGGCCUGCCGACGCUUACAGUUGAAGGAUUUACUUCCGACCGUGCUGCAGCGGUUAACGAAGUACCCGCUGCUGUUCGAUAAUCUGUUCAGCUUUACGAUGCGCGUCCAACCCGACAACGAACUGGAAGCGCAAGCAAUCCGGAAAGCUCUCGAAUCCUCCAAGCGAAUAUUGGACCACGUCAACCAGGCGGUCCGGACUGAGGAGGAUAACCAUAAGCUAAUUUCUAUCCAACGUAAAUUAGAUCGAAGUGGUUUAGAUAAGGAUGCCCCUAGUGAAUUUAAGAAUAUAGACUUAACUGUACGUAAAUUAAUCCACGAUGGGCCGUUAACAAUGAAGAAGAAUCCUGGAGUACAACUGCAUGGAUUGUUGUUCGAAGAUAUGAUGGUUUUAUUACAAAAACAGGAUGACAAAUACCUACUCAAGUACCACUCUAGUCCCGGUCUCGGCGGUAGCGAGAGCAAAAUCACCGAAGGCCGUUUCAAUCCGAUCACCAAAACCAACCUGAUACUGGUGCGGCAAAGUGCCGUCGACAAGAAUACGUUCUUCCUGAUCAACACCAACGUGUCGCAGAUGCUGGAGCUGACGGCGCCGAGCAGUUCCGAGUGCAAAACAUGGUUCAAGCACAUAUCGGACGCUGCCGAUGCGUACAAAGCACGUACCAAAGGAACGCACGACUACAACGAGGAUCCCUCGGGCGGCUCGGGUCAGCAGCCGAAGGAUAGCUUCGAAACGGUCACCGAGACGCAAAAGAUCGAAACAACCACGGCACCGAUCGAGCGGUUAGAGCGUAAAGACAGCAGCCAUCAGUGUCGGGCCGUCAGCACCGGCGGCAGUGUCACCAGUAGCCAUGGUCACGCGACCGGUCCCAACAGUGCAAGUAGUGGUUUGAACAACAAUGAAGAUUCGCUUCCGAACAAGAACCGGGCGAUAAACGAAAGCGAUGACAACACCUCGAACGAGGAGAAGGAGUUGAUCAAGCGGCGAAGUCAGCUGGAGUCGUCGGCAUCGCAAGAUGUACCCAGUGAUGACGAACGGCCCAAGGAUGAGGACGACCAGGGUCAGCAGCGCGGAAGUCGCGGUAUAGUGAAUAACACGCGCACCCUAACGCAGCAGUGUUUGCUGGUCGCACCGAGCGAGAUCCAUGUCAGUGUCAGCAACGCGCUGACCGCCGAACCGAUAUUGACACCUUCAGAAAAACUCCGCCGCCUUGACCUGGCCAUCCGGAAGACGCUGGUCGAGAAGCAGCGGGUCGUAUGUGAUAUGUUCAAAGUGCCGGAUGAGCACUUCCUGGCGAUCGCCGACAUUGCCGGCCAACCGGAAGCGCCCCAGAAGGAACCGACCGACAUCAUCCUGGCCGCAUUUGCCCACAUCCAAUCGUUGACUGACGUCUUGAACGAGCACAUGCGGGUCACUCAGAGCCAGGAGAUUUCGGCCGUUUCCACAUCAGUCUGUGAUGAGUGCAAUGGCGGUAGCAGUACGAUGGGCGGUGGCAAAGCGAUUGCCGCUGUCGCUGUAGCUGCCACCGUAGCUAAGAAUACGACCGCGACCAGCGGCGGACAACCGGAGAUUAACGGUACCACGAUUGAUCCCACGAGUAGUAGUGCGAAUGCCCAACCCACCAUAGGAGUCCCACCGAUUUCAUCCGUACUGCAGCAGCAAGGCGAUGAGGUCAGCAUUACCGAAGACGAGGACGGCUACUGCGAGAUUGAUGAAGUUAGGGCGGCGGCCGUUCUACUGGAAUCUCAGCGAGAAGCUGAAAAACUCAGAAAAGCAGAAGCGGAAGCAAAGGCAGCAAUGGAUUCCACCACGCUGCUGGACGACAGCGGUGGCGGUGAUGGUGGUCCCAAGUCGCCGGAUUCGCAUAUCGAAAUCAAUGAUAAUUACGAUACCACUCAGAAUCACCUGCAGCCCAAAUUCACCGGAGUGGAUCUGUGCGGUAGAAAUCGGCUACUGCACGUAUCGUCCCUGGUGCCAACCGUACCGUGCCAUCUGAUAGCGAGCUACGUGUCUGGUCUGAACGCGCAGAUUUCACAGCUAUUGCCAAAAAUUAGUGAACGAGACUUAGAGCGAGAACAACUGAGACGGGAAAAUCAGCAUUUACGGGAACUAUUGAAUGCAAUGCAUCAAGAGCGAGUUUUAGAAUCACAGGAAACUACGGAAGCACCCGUAUUGACUGACCCGGAACCGACAAAACCACAACCGCAACCAGCCCAACAGCAGCAACCAUCAGAAACUGCUAAUACCAACAACACCACCACAACCACCACCAAUAGCAGUAGUAGUAAUAAUGUAAAUGAGUGAAUUUCCCUCAAACCCUCCCUAACAAUAGUUGAAGAGAAUGCAUAUCCCCGCGCAUUAGCCUCUAAAUGUGGAAUUGUGCGCGUCAAGCCAAGCGCUCGCUAGAAGCUCGCCAUCUCAAAACCAAUCAUCGUUGUUGCACUGUGGAUGUUCGUUCAGCAUCAGUGGCACAUUCCACCCGCACACUGACAUUGGCAUUCGUUGGCAUAAGCAACCUACAUACAGACAAUUUGAUCCUGCAUCGUCGAUGAUGAUGAUGAUGAUGAUGAAGUUACAAAAGGCCUUAACUACAACAGUGUAUUGUGUUUGUCGAGGUACGUGUUUUUUGGAGUAUACUCGAAUUAGUCGUCGUCGUCUUUGUUGUUGAUGUUGCUGUCGUGGUAUGAGCAAAGCAACGUAGAACACGUGCUUUGUAUGCUUUUAGUAGAUAAUACCUAAACACAUACACACACACACACAUACAUGCAUACAACUUUAGUGAUGAAAAAAAUAAUCAAAAGAUCACAAGCAAUUAUUACCAUCUAAUAGGCGAAAUCCAAACGGAAAGUGAAGAGACAACGUUAGGAACGGAAGAAGAACAUAGAUAGGAACAGUGCGAGUCGAUUAAACACCGGAUUAAGUUUAACUUAUUUCAAAGUGUCUCCAAAAUGUAUUUCUUUUUAAAUCAAUGUUGUUUAUUUGUUCUAUUUUAUUUAGGUUCGUUUCUUAGGCGCAGAGAUGUUCAAAUGAUAAUUAUGUAAUGUAUUGCGAGGAAGAUCAAAGUUAAAACAACACAAACUAACGGAGGUUGAUUCCGCGAUAGACUUCUUUUUUGCUGAAUUUUACUCAAAACCCAUUUUCGUUUCCCCUUAAGAUACGUAUACGUUUCCACACACUCACACACUCAUUAGCUUUUGUUUUUUUUUAUGGAACCAUUUCCACAAAGUUGCUACCGGGGAAAUGUGAGAGUAAAUUUUCCAAUUUUAUAAAACGCUAAAAUACAGAAAAGUGCAUAAAUAGCAAUAAAGAGGAGGGCAAGCGAGGAGCCGUUCAAACAUGUUUAUUUAAGUUAUCCAAAAUAUUGAUUCUUUUGUUUUUAAGCGAAGUGAAAAAAGUGAGAGAGAGAGAGAGAGCUUGCGAAAACGAGCGCGAGAGUGUUGUUCGUGGAGUAGCAAUUUAGGGUUAUGUUUAUCAAGAUUAUUUUAUUGAAGCACUCCGCGAAGAAAGCAAAAAACAAAAGAAAAUCAAGCAAAAAAUGCCGAAACAUAGAAAGGAUUUAUUAUUUAUUGUAUAUUUUCGUUCCCAUCUCCCAAAAGGCCCAUUUUUUCUUGUUUAAGGUCAUAACCAACAACGUUUAUAUUGAUAAUAUAUAAAGAAUAAAACACACACACACACACACACACAUAGGCAACCGUUAAGAAAAAAAGGACAGCAAAUUCACUUAAUACAAAAAAGCAAAGCAAACCCGAAUAAAAGAGUGGAAGCAGAUGUUAUAGAAAGAAGGUAGUAAGUUGUAAAUAGCAGCCUAAUAAAGAAAUACACAAUCGCACUCUCACACUCAACGAAAACAGAA